This is a messenger RNA of Ilyonectria robusta, 1291 nucleotides long. Its product is annotated as cytochrome oxidase c assembly-domain-containing protein. Bases 180 to 1022 code for a protein of 280 amino acids. The record is from RefSeq and is a predicted model, not a curated record. The transcript is spliced from 2 exons. NCBI's taxonomy places the organism in Eukaryota, Fungi, Ascomycota, Sordariomycetes, Hypocreales, Nectriaceae.
CCACUUCCUUCGCAUCCCGAACUCCCUCCCACGAAGCCCGCAAACCCGCCAUCCGCCAACCUCCGAUCGAGCGCAAUCCACCCAAUUCACCCGCCCUCCUCCUCCUCCUCCCUCCCUCCCUCCCCUCGAAGAUCGCCACAACAAGCCGGAGACGCAGCCGCCUCUUCGCAACUCCCGCCAUGGCGUCCAAAAUCGGGCCCCGCAGCGUCAAGGACGCAACCCGCUUCACGUCCACCAUCCCCCACGCAACCUCAAAGUCGGUCGGCGGGUCCGCCGCCGCUCCCAAGACACCACGCAUCCCCGGCGAGUCGCCCGAGCAGCGAGUGCGUCGCCUACGGCACGCGCAUCUCGCUGCCCAGAAGGCCCAGAUCAGCAAGAUAGACAGGUUUAUUGACGGCUCGAGGCGCUUCCUCGACGUUGCGCACCGGUGGACCGUUGGAGGCAUUGUGAUAUUCACGGCCGUUGCCGGUGUAGUCAGUGUCUACUCGGUAUGGGACAUGCUCCGAUACAACCGCGCCCGCCGCGCCGAAUGGGUCGAGGCCCAGAAGAAGCUCGAGGCCGACGAGCUUGCCAGCGCCCGCCUGGCAUACCUCAAGGGCGAGGCCACCGAGGAGCAGAUCUUGCUCGUCGAGGAAGCCAACCGCGAGGCUGAGGAGAGGGGCGUCAAGCUGCCGCCCCUGCUCGCCGCGCCCACAACCCGCACUCACUUUGAGGAGAACUUCGCCGGCUCCGACGGCCCCAAGAAGGAAGGCAAGGGCGUCAUGGGCAUCUUCUCCAGCAUGCUCGGCCGCGGGGAGCAGGGCGAGGAGGUCGGCUCGUCCCAGGAGCGAUUGGGCUACGAGAGCCUGUGCGAGGAGGACGACUCGACGGGUGUGCGCGAGAGCGACCUGGUCCGCUCGAUUGAGAACAAGGCCCGGGGCGCCUGGGAGAAGGAGAAGGAGAACCAGCGGACGGGCGGCAGCCUGGACCAGCUAGGCCUAGAGGCGGCGCCCAGCCAGAAGUCUUGGUGGAGGUUUUGGUGAGCGGAUGACGACGGGGAAUGAGACGACAUGAUGGAAACAAGAUGUACGUGUUCCGGGCGAAAAGAGUGUAUCAUACUGUGUAGAUUGGCAGUGCAUUAGACGGCGUCGGGGUACCAUCUUGUAUGUAUCACCAUGGGGAAACCAAGCCCUACUUUACCUUACCUAUUAAAAUACCAAGCGAUUGAAACACGGUAGUCAUGGGUCAUGUUCUCUUACGUCGCGUUUGAUGCAUCUUCAGGGGUCAUGUCCUCACGUGUAGCAGGACCAUG